AGGCGACUGGCGAGAGCUCUGCUCCUCCCUCGGUCAUCCAUGGCGUCGCGCGCAGAUCACAGUCUCUUGUGUUGGAGCCCACGACCAAGUAAUGUUAUCGCUGUUAUCAUCCUGAUAAUGUUUUGUGUUGGCAGUGUCACAGGCAGUCAGUGCCAUGACGGUAACCUCACCUGUGAGAUGACCUCUCACCUGUGUAACGAGACCAGCAGCACCCCAGGCUUCGUGUGCACCUGUACCCACCUUGGCGAGCAACUGCCGCCACGCAAUAUCUGCAUCCCGAUUCCGGAAAGUCAAAAGAUUUACGUGAGCACCCUGUUGAAUAUAUCCUUCUCCUUUGUCCGCUGGAAUGACCUGAAUACUCCAGACAAAGUGAGAGAGGCGAUCCUGACCAACUACCCGCCUGACGAGGUGGAGGGGUUGGUGAGCGGGAUAUUCAUCGACACGGCUCCACUCCCGGGGCCACUCAAUUUGGGAAAACUGAAACUCUUGUACAUCCUGGUAUUUUCUGAGAAUGUGACGACACGGAUCAAGGAGAGUUUGGCGAGGCGCGUGCUGAAACUGGAGGAACUUCAGGCUGUGACGGUUAGGGGCGAGAACAUCAGCAUCAUUGACUACAUCGGUCUUUUUGACACCGAGCAGCAGCUGAAGAAUGCAAAUGCAACUAAUGAUGCCAUCGACUGGUGCUCGUCGCCCAGCCUCUUCUCGUGUCGGAACCACAGCACGUGCUUUGACCACGGUCUGCGGUACACGUGUCCUUGUAAAGUUGGUUACUAUGACAACAACAACAACGAAUGUCAAUUGACUGUACGUCUGGUGAACAGCACGGAGCCUGUAGCAGGGAGGCUGGAGUACAUGUCGGGAGGCGAGUGGAGGACCGUCUGUCAGCUGGGCUUCACGUCACUCAACGCAGAUGUGACGUGCAGGCAGCUGGGCUUACCCUCGCGGGGGGCGGUGUACUACGAUGACGCUGUGUACGGCGAGGGCACAGGUGACGUACACAUGUACCGCAUGACGUGCACCGGCCGGGAACUGGCCCUGUCCCAGUGUCCAUCAGAACCUCUACCUCCUGGUUCCUGCAACCACUCUAUGGAUGUCAGCAUUCGAUGUGAUACAGUUUGUGUGGAUGACUACCAUUUCGGACUCAACUGCUCCCAGCCGUGUGUGUGUAACGUCAGCAACACCGACGUGUGUGACCGAGACAACGGCACGUGCUACUGCAAGGCAGGCUGGGAAGGCGUGACGUGUGACGAUGACGUCGACGAGUGCAGGCAGACAGGUGCAUGUAGAGGACCGUUAGAACGAUGCCAGAACACACAGGGCAGCUUUCUCUGUCUGUGUGAGGACGAGGCUGACAGGAAUGAAGGAGGCGUGUGUACAGGUGUAAGACCUCCGUCAGAUCCAGAAGCAUCAUCGUCUGUUGGUGUCGUCCUGACUGCUGUACUUUGCAGCGUUGGUGGAGCUGCUCUGGUCGUCGUUGUUGUCAUCAUUUGUCGAGUUAUCCGGAAACGGAAAGCCAGGACAUACCUCAGUACAGGGAAAGCAGAGCUUGACGGCUACGACAAUCCGAGACACUCGGGUGGACAUGAAGAGGUCUACGACGAAAUUACUGACGAGGUGGAACUCAGUGAAGAAGGAACCAGUGACGGGUACACGCGGCCAGACUCUGUGACCGUUGAGAGCUUGCUUCUUGCCAAGGAACUGCCAGAAGGGACAGAAGACUCAAACCAUGGCUACCUGACCGUUACUGGCGACCUUUCCACAGCCAAGACAGCAGACUUCAGGUCAGACAGGCCUGAGCUGCCUCUGAGACACGUGACCGAGAUGGAGGCCGGCGAUGUCUCAGACAACACAGGACAGGUGUCGUCUCAUGAUGAUGGCUACCUGCACCCUGUCGCACCUGAGGCAGAUAAAGCAGGGAACUUGCCAGUUGACGACUACUACCUGCACCCCAUCGCAAAAGAGUCGGACAACACUGGACAAGUGUUACUUAGUGAUGACCAAUCACUUGUGGGUGAGCGGGACAGUGGCGCCUCUCUGCACCCGGUGGUUAUCCCAUAUUCAACUUCACAAACCUUCCCGAUACCUUGUGACUUAAAGGAUGACGACGGUUAUCUCCACCCGUAUGAUCCUCAGAACCAAUACAGGAAUCUGCAACAACAGAUGACGUCAGAAGCUGAGGACAUCGUCAGCCACAGCGACCUGAUAGACGACGAUAACGACAGGAAGUUAGAGCAUCCGAGUGCUUAGAACCAGACCAACCAGCUUUCGUAACUCUCGUCGUCAGGGUCGUUAAUAUAUGUCGUCAUAGGAAAUACCAACCACAACAACUAAGAGCAUGACAGAGUUCCUUCCCUAAUAUCAGCAUCGGGCCAUCAGUAUCUCCAUAACAACAAUAUCAGCGUCGAGGACACAGUAUCAGGAUCGUGGCCUCUCUCUCCAACAUUGACUAUGGCUAUAACAUCCCCAAAGAACUUUGUUGUGGGUGUUUGACCGUUGGUCGAUGUGGACAUUCCACUGCUUUUCUCGUGACUUCGACUUGUGACAUAACAAGUGGUGAGGCCAGACCUUCGUUAACAGGUGACCUGUGUAAUAACGAGUCCACGAAUGAGUCUUGGUCUUGCACUCCUCCCAGAAACCAGUGGAUUCAGUUUGUCGCCAAUGACACUAACACAAACCAAGACAGUGAAAGGGAGCAAACUACGAAACCACACGUCACUGGUGAUGUGGCUAGUCUCCCCUCCCUUGCCUCUUGGGCUUGACUGGUGAAGGGUGAGACGCUUCAUCCCCACUUCGAGCCAGAAAUUGUCAAAACCUCCGGCCACUGCCUGUCACAAAUUGCUUUCCUGAAUGUAAUUUCCAGUCACUGGAUUUGUUUCCCUCUGCCUGACCUCACAAUAUUAUUCCCAUGUUUGUCUUUCACUGUAUACACACUGCCAUCCUUCCAGAAUGUCCCCUUCCCCCUGAUUAUAAUGGAAAUAGAGUUUAUCCCACGUCAAGAGAACUAGGUGCGCGUGGUGGCUGUCGCAUGUACCGUUGAUGCUGUCGUCACGAGGAUGUCCAGCAAGAACGUCGUGUACGAUGCUC
Pomacea canaliculata is the source of this 3084-nucleotide messenger RNA. RefSeq lists its product as uncharacterized. The transcript is spliced from 13 exons. Gene Ontology annotation, molecular function: calcium ion binding. Gene Ontology annotation, cellular component: membrane. Bases 40 to 2247 code for a protein of 735 amino acids. NCBI's taxonomy places the organism in Eukaryota, Metazoa, Mollusca, Gastropoda, Architaenioglossa, Ampullariidae. The record is from RefSeq and is a predicted model, not a curated record.